Cyanistes caeruleus (blue tit) is the source of this 1321-nucleotide messenger RNA. NCBI's taxonomy places the organism in Eukaryota, Metazoa, Chordata, Aves, Passeriformes, Paridae. The record is from RefSeq and is a predicted model, not a curated record.
GGACCAGUUCUACAAAGAAGCCAUUGAGCACUGUCGCAGCUACAACUCUCGGCUCUGUGCCGAGCGAAGCGUCCGCCUUCCCUUCCUGGAUUCUCAAACUGGGGUAGCUCAGAACAACUGCUACAUCUGGAUGGAGAAGAGGCACAGGGGACCAGGCCUGGCCCCAGGUCAGCUGUACACAUACCCAGCACGUUGCUGGCGCAAAAAGAGGCGUUUGCAUCCCCCUGAGGAUUCCAGGCUGAAGCUGCUGGAAAUUAAACCUGAAGUUGAUCUGCCUCUGAAAAAAGAUGGGUUCACCUCAGAAAGUACAACUCUGGAAGCCUUGCUGCGUGGAGAGGGAAUAGAGAAAAAAACAGACACUAAAGAGGAAGACACUAUACAAGAAAUCCAGAGGGUUUUAGAAAAUGAUGAAAAUGCAGAUGAAGUGAAUGAGGAAGAAGACUUGGAAGAAGAUAUUCCAAAACGAAAGAACAGGCCUAGAGGACGGCCAAAGACCCCCACCUGGAAAAAAAUUUUCCAGAAAAAUGCUCGGGGAUCUGGAGGUGGCAGGAGACGGAAUGAUGCUGCCUCCCAGGAUGAUCAUGACAAGCCCUAUGUUUGUGACAAUAGUUACAAACAAAAGCAUAACUCAAAAAUCUCCGAUAAAGUCUGUGGCAAGCGUUACAAGAACAGGCCUGGGCUGAGCUACCACUAUGCUCACACCCACCUUGCCAGCGAAGAGGGUGAUGAAGCCCGCGAGCAGGAGACCCGCUCUUCCCCUGUCCACCGAAAUGAGAACCACAAACCCCAGAAAGGACCAGAUGGGGUCAUCAUUCCCAAUAACUACUGUGACUUCUGCCUCGGAGGCUCCAAUAUGAACAAAAAAAGUGGCCGGCCUGAGGAACUUGUAUCAUGCUCAGACUGUGGGCGCUCUGGACACCCGACCUGCCUGCAAUUCACCACAAACAUGACUGAGGCUGUUAAAACCUAUCAGUGGCAAUGCAUUGAGUGCAAAUCCUGCAGCCUUUGUGGGACCUCAGAGAACGAUGACCAGCUGCUCUUCUGUGAUGACUGUGACCGUGGCUAUCACAUGUAUUGCUUGAAUCCACCAGUCUUUGAGCCCCCAGAAGGGAGCUGGAGUUGUCACUUGUGCCAGGAACUGCUCAGAGAGAGAGCAUCAGCUUUUGGCUACCAGGCCUGAGGAGCUCCAGCAGUCAAGAAACACCUUGCUCCUGGUGUUGCCAUACCAGCACACAAUUCCCAUCCAGAACACAGACACAAUCCACAUCCAAACGAACGGACACUCAAAUACAGGAAGAGGUAUCUGUGGUACUCACUGUCA